AUGCUAUAAUUUAUAGUACAAUAUGAGGGGAAAAAAUUUAACUCAGAAUCAAUGAGUUAUAGAAAGAUUCAAGAUUUCAUCGACAAAUUGGUUUCUACAUUGAAAUUACCUAUUUAAAAUAAGUAAUUUGGAUUAUUCAUGAACAAUAUUGAACUUCAAAGAGAUAAAACAUUAUUAGAAAAUAAAGUGAAUACAGGAUCUGUUUUAGAUUUGAGAGUGACUAAGACUUUUGAGUAUGCCUUUCUAAAAAUUGUAAAAGAUGGGAAAUCCAUUUUUCCACAUAUUAGUUUAGCAGCUAUGGCAUAAGAAUUAUAUACUGAAGUCGCUACAAUGUUCUAGAUUGCUGAAGAUACAUUUACACUUUACUUUUAAGGAACUCCAUUAAGUAAAAAUGCUUAAUUAGCACAAUAUAACAUUAUUGGAAAUUCUAUUAUUAAUUGUUAAUCUAAAGAUGUCAUUAAUAAAGAUGUUUAAUUAAAUGAGUUAUAAACAAAUACCUAGAAUUCUAAUUAAAUACAAAUAGAGCAAUAAAACUAUAUCUAACCUAAGUAAUAAUAACUUGUGAUGUCAUAAUAAAAUAUAAUGAUUAUUUUAGAAUAUCGUGGUUAAAAGAAUCAAAUUGAAGUGACUUCAGAUACUUACAUACAUGAAAUCAUAGAAAUAGUUAAAGAAAUAUACUCAAUUCAAGAAAACAUUAAUUUAAAACUUAAUCAAUAAAUUUUGCCAAACAAUUAGACAAUAGAAUCCUUACAAAUCAAAAAAGGUUUUAUCUUGUCAGUAGAAAUUCAAUAAUAGUAAUAGUAAUAGUAAUAAUAAUAAUAAUAAUAAUAAUAAUAAUAAUAAUAAUAAUAAUAAUAAUAAUAAUAAUAAUAAUAAUAAUAAUAAUAAUAAUAAUAAUAAUAAUAAUAAUAAUAAUAAUAAUAAUAAUAAUAAUAAUAAUAAUAAUAAUAAUAAUAAUAAUAAUAAUAAUAAUAAUAAUAAUAAUAAUAAUAAUAAUAAUAAUAAUAAUAAUAAUAAUAAUAAUAAUAAUAAUAAUAAUAAUAAUAAUAAUAAUAAUAAUAAUAAUAAUAAUAAUAAUAAUAAUAAUAAUAAUAAUAAUAAUAAUAAUAAUAAUAAUAAUAAUAAUAAUAAUAAUAAUAAUAAUAAUAAUAAUAAUAAUAAUAAUAAUAAUAAUAAUAAUAAUAAUAAUAAUAAUAAUAAUAAUAAUAAUAAUAAUAAUAAUAAUAAUAAUAAUAAUAAUAAUAAUAAUAAUAAUAAUAAUAAUAAUAAUAAUAAUAAUAAUAAUAAUAAUAAUAAUAAUAAUAAUAAUAAUAAUAAUAAUAAUAAUAAUAAUAAUAAUAAUAAUAAUAAUAAUAAUAAUAAUAAUAAUAAUAAUAAUAAUAAUAAUAAUAAUAAUAAUAAUAAUAAUAAUAAUAAUAAUAAUAAUAAUAAUAAUAAUAAUAAUAAUAAUAAUAAUAAUAAUAAUAAUAAUAAUAAUAAUAAUAAUAAUAAUAAUAAUAAUAAUAAUAAUAAUAAUAAUAAUAAUAAUAAUAAUAAUAAUAAUAAUAAUAAUAAUAAUAAUAAUAAUAAUAAUAAUAAUAAUAAUAAUAAUAAUAAUAAUAAUAAUAAUAAUAAUAAUAAUAAUAAUAAUAAUAAUAAUAAUAAUAAUAAUAAUAAUAAUAAUAAUAAUAAUAAUAAUAAUAAUAAUAAUAAUAAUAAUAAUAAUAAUAAUAAUAAUAAUAAUAAUAAUAAUAAUAAUAAUAAUAAUAAUAAUAAUAAUAAUAAUAAUAAUAAUAAUAAUAAUAAUAAUAAUAAUAAUAAUAAUAAUAAUAAUAAUAAUAAUAAUAAUAAUAAUAAUAAUAAUAAUAAUAAUAAUAAUAAUAAUAAUAAUAAUAAUAAUAAUAAUAAUAAUAAUAAUAAUAAUAAUAAUAAUAAUAAUAAUAAUAAUAAUAAUAAUAAUAAUAAUAAUAAUAAUAAUAAUAAUAAUAAUAAUAAUAAUAAUAAUAAUAAUAAUAAUAAUAAUAAUAAUAAUAAUAAUAAUAAUAAUAAUAAUAAUAAUAAUAAUAAUAAUAAUAAUAAUAAUAAUAAUAAUAAUAAUAAUAAUAAUAAUAAUAAUAAUAAUAAUAAUAAUAAUAAUAAUAAUAAUAAUAAUAAUAAUAAUAAUCACCCCACACAUAAUAAAAUGUAAUGAUUAUUUUAGAAUAUCGGGGUUAAAAGAAUCAAAUUGAAGUGACUUCAGAUACUUACAUACAUGAAAUCAUAGAAAUAGUUAAAGAAAUAUACUCAAUUCAAGAAAACAUUAAUUUAAAACUUGAUCAAUAAAUUUUGCCAAACAAUUAGACAAUAGAAUCCUUAAAAAUCCAAAAAGGUUUUAUCUUGUCAGUGGGAAUUCAAUAUUAAUAAUAGCCAAUGCAAUCAAAAUUAACUUUAAUUAUUUUUCACUCUACUCUAAAUGGUUAAGCAGUAGAAGUAGAUUCAGAUGCUAAAGUAUACGAAUUGGCAAUUGAAUUAUAAGCAUUAUUUGAGAUUUCCUAAAUCUAAUUAACUUUAGAAAAUGGAUAAGUGUUAAAUCCAAAUUAAACUUUUAGAGAAUAAAAUGUAUAAAACGAUUCUAAAUUGUACAUAUAGUAAGUCUUAACUAAUCCUACAUAAACAGCAUCUUAAAUUUAAGAAAUAGUUUUGAUAGUGCUAUUUGAAUAAUAAACUUUAAAUAUUACUGUUCCUUGUAAUUCUUUGGUGUAGGAGCUUGAAUGUACACUUAAGCAAAAUUUGAAUCUUAAUUAUGAAAUAAAGUUAUACCACAAUGAUAAAAUGUUGAAUUCGAAUGAAACAUUCCAAUAAUUGCAAAUCGGAAAAGGUUCUAGAUUGGUGAUCAAAAAAAUUGAACAAGCCUCUGUUUCAAAAAAAUAAAUUCAAUUAAGUUUGUCUUAUGAAACUUAGCCUCUAAUUGCAAUAGAAGUAGAAGAUGAAAUUACUAUUAAAGAUAUAGAAGAUUAAAUAAAUCAAUACUUUCAUUUAAAUGUAGAUUUGGUGACUCUUUAUAAUGGGUAGGUUUUAGAUUCAAGCAAAACCCUGUAAGAAUAUUAAAUUAAAGAUAACUCCAUUCUCAAAUUUUAAUAGAAAUAAUAAAAUAUACAUCUUAUUAUUAAUGCAUUCAAUCAGACUUUAGAUUUUCAAGUUAAUUAAGAUACAACAAUUAUGAGUUUGAUUGAAGAUGUAAAAGGUACAUGCAAUAUGAAAAAUCAAUUGAUGAUGUAAAAAGUAAAUGGAGAAAUCUUAGACCCAAGCUUAACUGUUAAGCAAUCUGGAAUUUGUGAUAACUCAAUCUUAACUGUAGUUCAAUUAUAGGAUAAAUAACCCAAAUUGCCAGUUAGAAGAGUUAUCUAAGUGAUUUUAGAUUAUAAAGGGGCUAAAACACCAAUAGAAGUUGAAGAUAAUAUUAAUGUAUCAGAGUUGAUAGAGCAAAUCAUGCUUAGUUUCUCAAUUUCAGGAUCCUUAUAAAUUAGUCUUGAGGGAAAAUAAAUUCUUAAUCCUUUAGACACUUUAGCCAAUUAGAAUGUUUAAAAUGGUAGUCUAUUAAUUGUAACUCAAAUUUCAUAAAAUGUUCCUAAAAUUUAAUAAGUUGCUCCUUAAACUAAAUAAAGUUCAUCUCCUCUAAAUAUCAAAACAUUUAUUGUGAAUAUCGAUUAUGAAGGAUAAAAAUAUCCCAUAGAAGUACAUUCAAAUACUUUAGUAUAUGAAAUAAUACAGGAGUUUAGAUAAGCCCUUUAAAUCUAAGAAUAAUGUAAUUUGCACCUUGAAAAUUAAUAAGUUCUUCAACUAAACUUAACUUUAGAGGAUUAAAAUUUCAAACAAGAUUCUAUUUUAUUUUUAAAACCAAUUCAAAAUGUUAAUUAUAAUGCAUAGUAAUAACCUAGUUUAUAAACAAAUUAAGCUUUUAAAGCAUAAGAAAUUAUUAUUAUGUUUAGUUUCUAAGGGUAGAAUCAUAGCUUAAGUUUGAUGAAUGAUACAUUAGUUAAGGAUUUGAUUUUAUGUAUUUAAUAGAAUUUCAAUUUAAAUGAAAAAUUUUAAUUAAGUUUGGAAAACAAAUAUACACUAAAUGAGGAGUAAACUUUGGCUGCUUAGAAAGUUGAAAAAGGAAACACUUUAUAUCCAGUUUUCAACCAGAAACCAUAACAAUAAUAAUUUGAAGAGAAUUACACUUUGAUUUUGAAUUAUUAGAAUUGUAAAUACCAGUUUGAAGUUUCUUCUGAUUCAUUAGGAAGUGAAUUGAUGGAUGCUAUUUAGCAACAUACUAAAAUACCAACUGCAUUUAAUGCAAUUAUUGAAGGAAAAACUCCUUUGAUCUUGGAUAAGACUUUGAAGGCGUAAAAUAUAAAAAAUGGAAGUAUUAUUGAACCUUAAGUAUAACCUUAAAUAAAUCAAUUGAAUUAAACUUAAUAAAAUUAAUUUUAGAAAAUACCUCCUUCAUAAUAAUAAAAUUUUUAUGGUACUUCAUACUAAUUACCUCCUCCUCCGAAUUAAUAAUUUAUUCCAUAACAAAAUCAGUUUCAGUUUAAUUAGCCUAUGAAUUUUGCUUCAGUACCUCCACUAUAAUAGAAUACAUUGUCGGGAGGUUAGAAAAAUUUAUAAUAACAAUUUUAAUAAGGAUUGAAUAAUAGUCUUAAUUAGUUAAAUAGUUUUGAGGGAUAACCAACAUAAUUUUUACCCUAUGGAAAACCUCAAUUUCAACAAUAAUAAUUUGGAAGACUAUCUACACAAUUUUAAAAACCAUAACAAUAGUAAAUGGGUGGAAUGCCUUAUUAAUAAUAAACCUUUAAUUAACCCUAAAUUGGUGGAAUGCCUAAUUAAUAAUAAAUCUUUAAUUAACCCUAAAUUGGUGGAAUGCCUAAUUAAUAAUAAAACUUUAAUUAACCCUAAAUUGGUGGAAUGCCUAAUUAAUAA
This is a messenger RNA of Paramecium primaurelia, 4923 nucleotides long. Lineage: Eukaryota; Ciliophora; Oligohymenophorea; Peniculida; Parameciidae. The record is from the annotation of a GenBank genome assembly.